UUCCUGUCUACCGACAUCGACAUCAGCAAAAUGAAAGUAUUCGUUCUUUGUACACUCGCUACCUUGGCAUCCGCUCAAGCACCACCGGGUCACGAGUCUUAUGGCCAACGACAAGGUUCUCCUCUUCCACCCGGAAGUCCAGCGUAUGGCCAGCAGGCUACGACUGGGAACGCGAACGGCUACCCCGCGCCGCCUGGUCAUUCCUCUUACGGACAGCAAGCGACUAUAGGAGGACAACAGCGCUAUACAGGGAAGCGACCUCUACCUCCAGGCCAUCAGGGCCACGGCCGGCAAGCGACAACCGGACAAACCUAUCAUACUGGCAAAUUGCCUCUGCCGCCUGGCCAUUCCUCCUACGGCGGACAAGCCACUACCGGACAAACAUGUCAGACCGGUAAGCUCCCCUUGCCGCCCGGCCACAGUGGCCACGGACAACAGGCAACAACCGGAGAUAAUCCUCACGGCUACAGAACCGGAGUAAUCGUCCCGGGCCAUCAGACGGGUUUCUUGCCACCGGGCAGUCGAGGAUACGGACAGCAGGCUACCGUAGGAAAUAACCCGAACGGUUAUCGGACUGGAGCCAUCGUCCCCGGGAGCAGCCAAUGAGCUGGAUGUUCGAAGGAGAUCGAGUCAGGGAAUGAGAAGCGAAUCAAAUAAAGUAAUUCGAAA
Messenger RNA from Galendromus occidentalis (western predatory mite), 669 nucleotides. Its product is annotated as pH-response regulator protein palI/RIM9. The record is from RefSeq and is a predicted model, not a curated record. The transcript is spliced from 8 exons. Bases 31 to 606 code for a protein of 191 amino acids. NCBI's taxonomy places the organism in Eukaryota, Metazoa, Arthropoda, Arachnida, Mesostigmata, Phytoseiidae.